UGUGCAGCUAUGUCGUGCACUCAGCGAAAACAAAAACCAUGAUCAUGUGGGUUUCAGAGAUAUCCAACAGGCUUUGUAUGAGCUUGCAUACCACGUUGUCAGAGGAAACUUAAAGCAUGAUCAAGCUUCUAAUGUUCUUGGUGAUGUCAUAGAAUUUCGGGAAGACAUGCCUUCCAUCCUAGCUGAUGUAUUCUGCAUAUUAGAUAUUGAAACAAGUUGUUUAGAAGAAAAGAAUAAGAGGGAUCAUUUUACCCAACUGGUGUUAGCUUGUUUGUAUCUUGUAUCUGACACUGUCCUAAAGGAGCGCUUAGAUCCAGAGACACUGGAGUCAUUAGGACUUAUCAAGCAGUCUCAACAGUUCAAUCAGAAAUCUGUAAAAAUAAAGACAAAACUGUUUUAUAAGCAACAGAAGUUUAAUUUGUUAAGAGAGGAGAAUGAAGGUUAUGCGAAGCUCAUUGCAGAACUGGGGCAAGACUUAUCUGGAAAUAUCACUAGUGAUUUAAUCCUUGAAAAUAUCAAAUCUUUAAUAGGGUGUUUUAACCUUGAUCCUAACAGAGUUUUGGAUAUUAUCCUAGAAGUCUAUGAGUGCAGGCCUGAAUAUGAUGACUUCUUUGUACCACUGAUAGAGUCUUAUAUGUACAUGUGUGAACCUCAAACUCUAUGCCAUAUCCUUGGGUUCAAAUUCAAAUUUUAUCAGGAUCCAAGUGGUGAGACACCUUCCUCCUUGUACAGAGUUGCUGCUGUCCUUUUGCAACAUAAUCUCAUAGAUUUGGAAGAUCUUUAUGUUCAUCUUCUUCCAGGGGAUAAUACCAUCAUUGAGGAACACAAGCGAGAGAUAGUGGAAGCUAAGCAAAUUGUCAGAAAACUUACAAUGGUUGUCUUAUCCUCUGAAAAGACUGAGGAAAAGGAGAAGGAAAAAGAAAAAGAGGAGGAGAAAACUGAAAAGCCUCCUGAUAAUCAAAAGCUUGGUUUAUUGGAAGCUUUAUUAAAAAUCGGUGACUGGCAGCAUGCGCAAAGUAUUAUGGAUCAGAUGCCUCCGUUUUAUGCUACUUCACACAAGUCUAUCGCAAUUGCCCUUUGCCAGCUUGUACAUGUGACAAUUGAACCUCUGUACCGCAGAGUUGGUGUACCUAAAGGAGCUAAAGGGUCACCAAUUUCUUCAUUGCCAAACAAGAGAGCACCAAAACAAGCAGACAGCUUCGAGGACUUGAGAAAGGAAGUGUUCAACAUGCUUUGUUACCUUGGUCCUCAUCUCUCCCAUGAUCCCAUUUUAUUUGCAAAAGUGGUGCGCCUUGGAAAAGCAUUUAUGAAAGAGUUUCAGUCUGAUGGAAGCAAACAGGAAGAUAAAGAGAAAAUGGAGAUACUGUUUAGCUGUUUGUUGAGUAUUACCGAUCAGGUCUUACUUCCGUCUCUUUCUUUGAUGGACUGCAAUGCAUGCAUGUCUGAAGAAUUAUGGGGAAUGUUCAAAACUUUUCCAUACCAGUACCGGUACCGUCUUUAUGGGCAAUGGAAGAAUGAAACAUACAAUAGUCACCCACUUCUAGUGAAAGUUAAAGCUCAAACCAUAGACCGAGCCAAAUAUAUCAUGAAGCGUUUAACUAAGGAAAAUGUGAAACCCUCCGGAAGACAAAUUGGGAAGCUCAGCCACAGCAAUCCUACAAUUUUAUUUGAUUAUAUUUUAUCACAAAUACAAAAAUACGAUAACUUAAUAACUCCGGUUGUGGAUUCCCUGAAAUACCUCACUUCGCUGAACUAUGAUGUCUUGGCAUACUGUAUCAUUGAGGCUCUGGCAAACCCUGAGAAGGAGAGAAUGAAGCAUGAUGACACUACAAUCUCGAGCUGGCUGCAGAGUCUGGCUAGCUUUUGUGGUGCAGUUUUUCGAAAAUACCCAAUUGAACUUGCUGGUCUACUUCAAUAUGUAGCCAACCAACUGAAAGCUGGGAAAAGCUUUGAUUUGCUUAUUUUAAAAGAGGUGGUACAGAAAAUGGCAGGGAUAGAAAUUACAGAAGAAAUGACAAUGGAACAACUGGAAGCCAUGACUGGUGGAGAACAACUAAAAGCUGAGGGUGGAUACUUUGGCCAAAUCAGGAAUACAAAAAAAUCUUCUCAGAGACUGAAAGAUGCAUUAUUGGACCAUGAUCUUGCCCUUCCACUGUGUCUGCUUAUGGCUCAACAAAGAAAUGGUGUAAUCUUUCAAGAGGGAGGGGAAAAACACCUAAAGCUGGUGGGAAAACUGUAUGAUCAG
This is a messenger RNA of Cariama cristata (Red-legged seriema), 2245 nucleotides long. Its product is annotated as THO complex subunit 2. NCBI's taxonomy places the organism in Eukaryota, Metazoa, Chordata, Aves, Cariamiformes, Cariamidae. Gene Ontology annotation, cellular component: THO complex part of transcription export complex. The annotation marks the transcript as partial. The transcript is spliced from 20 exons. The record is from RefSeq and is a predicted model, not a curated record. Gene Ontology annotation, molecular function: mRNA binding. Gene Ontology annotation, biological process: mRNA processing; mRNA export from nucleus.